Messenger RNA from Myripristis murdjan (pinecone soldierfish), 2556 nucleotides. RefSeq names its product frizzled-7-A-like. Gene Ontology annotation, cellular component: plasma membrane. The coding region runs from base 667 to 2340 and encodes 557 amino acids. Lineage: Eukaryota; Metazoa; Chordata; Actinopteri; Holocentriformes; Holocentridae. The record is from RefSeq and is a predicted model, not a curated record. Gene Ontology annotation, molecular function: Wnt receptor activity; Wnt-protein binding. Gene Ontology annotation, biological process: non-canonical Wnt signaling pathway; canonical Wnt signaling pathway. The transcript has a single exon.
GGCGCCUGGAAACCGGCGCAGACCGAGUUGAGUGUGUGGAAUCACUCUGAUUAGUCUCCUCACUCUUGCGGACCUCGCCGAGGGGAAAAAUAACUAAUGGAGUGGCAGAUGUGGUUUUAAACUAACGCCGACUAAUGUAUUAACAAAGAAAACUUUUUUACCACUCGCGUUUGGACACUUUGGUGAGGGGGAAAGUGCUGCGGAGUUGCCGGGAGAGUCGGAUUUCUGUGCAUGGCUGACGAGGACACUUGGAAGAAAUUACUUUACAUCGGCGCCUCCUGCAUUUUUUUUUUCUCCACAAAACCCCAAAUUAAGGUCAGUGGACUUCCAAGAGUCGAGAACUUUUGCCUUUACUCAUCUCGCCUGUGAAAUUUAAGGGAUUUAAUUCACUAGUCGCGGACUAAGAGUGGAUUUGGAGUAUGAAUAAAUCCCGUAAUCCACCAUUUUCUUGGAGAGUUGUGGAAACUGCCGUGGAAUAAUAAGGAAUGCAGCAGUAAACAGCGCGCCUGACUCCAGUUUUACGCACAUUUUGCCCGCACGUCGUCCAGGGACCGGGACUUUUUUCUUUAAAUCUGUAAAAAAUAAACCUUUUUAUUUUUUGGAGACCCUCUACGAGUCUCCGUGAACUCCUCGACUUUUUUUUCCUUCUUCUCCGGGCUUGCUAUCAUGGCGGUAGGGGGAACCUGGCGGUGCGUUUGGAUAACGGGCUGCGCUCUGGCGAUUGCGCUCCUCUGGCAGCCGUGUGCCAGCCAGUACCACGGCGAGAAGGGCAUUUCCAUACCGGAGCACGGCUUUUGCCAGCCCAUUUCCAUCCCCCUGUGCACGGACAUCGCCUACAACCAGACCAUCAUGCCCAACCUGCUGGGGCACACCAACCAGGAGGACGCAGGGCUGGAGGUGCACCAGUUUUACCCGCUGGUGAAGGUCCAGUGCUCCAUGGACUUAAAAUUUUUCCUGUGCUCCAUGUAUGCACCCGUGUGCACCGUUCUGGAACAGGCCAUCCCGCCCUGCCGGUCCCUGUGUGAGAGGGCCAGGCAGGGCUGCGAGGCACUCAUGAAUAAAUUUGGUUUCCAGUGGCCGGAGAGGCUCCGCUGCGAGAACUUCCCAGUCCACGGAGCCGGGGAGAUCUGCGUGGGUCAGAACACAUCCGACACCGACAUCCCCACGUCGGACCCGACCCCCAACCUGCCCGAUCUCAUGACCCUGCCCCCGCUUGUGGGCCGCCCUCCCCAGCCCUUCUCCUGCCCCCUGCAGCUCCAGGUCCCAUCCUACCUCAACUACCACUUCCUGGGCGUGAAGGACUGCGGCGCUCCCUGUGAGGCCUCCAAGCCCAACGGACUCAUGUAUUUCCGCGAGGAGGAGCUGAAAUUCGGCAAACUGUGGGUCGGCAUCUGGUCCAUCCUGUGUUGUGUGAGCACUCUUUUCACCGUGCUCACCUACCUGGUGGACAUGAGGCGCUUCCGCUACCCCGAGAGGCCAAUCAUCUUCCUGUCUGGGUGUUACUUCAUGGUGGCGGUGGCGUACACCGCUGGCUUCCUGCUGGAGGACAAAGUGGUGUGUAUUGACAAGUUUAAGGAGGACGGCUACAAGACGGUGGCCCAGGGCACCAAAAAGGAAGGUUGCACCAUUUUGUUCAUGAUCCUGUACUUCUUCGGCAUGGCCAGCUCCAUCUGGUGGGUCAUUCUUUCACUCACCUGGUUCCUGUCCGCCGGGAUGAAGUGGGGCCAUGAGGCGAUCGAGGCCAACUCCCAGUACUUCCAUUUAGCAGCUUGGGCCGUCCCGGCGGUCAAAACCAUCACCAUCCUGGCCAUGGGGCAGGUAGACGGCGACCUGCUCACCGGCGUGUGCUAUGUGGGCAUCUACAACGUCGACGCCCUGCGUGGCUUCGUCCUGGCGCCGCUGUUCGUCUACCUCUUCAUCGGCACCUCCUUCCUCCUGGCGGGCUUCGUGUCGCUCUUCCGGAUCCGCACCAUCAUGAAGCACGACGGCACCAAGACGGAGAAGCUGGAGAAGCUGAUGGUGCGCAUCGGCGUGUUCAGCGUGCUGUACACGGUGCCCGCCACCAUCGUCAUCGCCUGCUACUUCUACGAGCAGGCCUUCCGCGAGCAGUGGGAGCGGACGUGGCACAUGCAGACGUGCAAGCGCUUCGCCGUGCCUUGCCCGGCCGGCAACUUCGCGCCGAUGACGCCGGACUUCACCGUGUUCAUGAUCAAGUACCUGAUGACCAUGAUCGUGGGCAUCACGUCGGGCUUCUGGAUCUGGUCGGGGAAGACGCUGCAGUCGUGGCGCCGGUUCUACAAGAGACUGAGCAACAACAACCAGGGGGAAACAACAGUGUAGAGCUGUGAAACCUGAGAGGACGCAGGCCGGGGUUGGGGGUUGGGGUUUGGGACUGGGGGGCGAACGCCAAGGAGUCCCAUAAGUGGGGUUGAAUUAAAACCCGAGCAUUUACUUGGACAUAUUGUGGACAUUGGACUCUUAAAAAAAAAAAAAAAAAGAAGCGUGUUGUUUUGUGGAGAAUGUCCCGUCUGGCUCAAUGAGCCUUUGACUGAGCCU